Messenger RNA from Lindgomyces ingoldianus, 636 nucleotides. RefSeq lists its product as uncharacterized. Lineage: Eukaryota; Fungi; Ascomycota; Dothideomycetes; Pleosporales; Lindgomycetaceae. The record is from RefSeq and is a predicted model, not a curated record. Bases 1 to 636 code for a protein of 211 amino acids. The transcript has a single exon.
AUGGCAGGCACCAACGUCACCAACUUGAUUUCUAGCACGAUUGCCAUUCUCAAGGCUACUACAAAAAAUUACAAUAUUGUCAAAGAUGACAAGGGCCUACGGGAGGCAUUCCAUGAAGCAGGUAGAGGGCUGCUCCUUGUCGAGGAGGCUCUCCAGACUGCCAAAAUUCAACUAGACGCACGCGGCUCAGCCGAAGACCCCCAGAGUGCCAUGAGUUCACUGGAGGCCUGCAACACAAAAGCAACGUUGUCCGAGAGCAUAUUCAAGGACGUCGCUGAGGCACCCGAGACUUCGAGGUUCGAGAGUUACAAAGCGGCCGUGCAACAGCAAGGCAAAGGAAAGACGGCGGAGGUCUUGACGUUGUGGAUGAUGAAGGACGUAUGUGAGCUGGCCGAGAAUGAUACAAUUAAAGAAAUAAUGCAAAAUCAAGUUAAGGGAUUGCGUGAUGCGAUCGAUAAAUUGUUAAAGAUGGAGCCGUCCGUGCCGAAAGAGGGUUCGGGCAACACUUUUAACAGCUACGACGAUUCGCGCCAGUUCAAUGCCCCUGGUGGUACUCAGGAUAUCAAUACAGGCAGUGGCAACCAAUUCUCCAGGACUAUUUUCAGUGGGAGUGUGACUUUUGGCAGAACUUCGUGA